This is a messenger RNA of Phyllopteryx taeniolatus (common seadragon), 5228 nucleotides long. RefSeq names its product MAP/microtubule affinity-regulating kinase 2b (gene mark2b). Gene Ontology annotation, biological process: microtubule cytoskeleton organization; protein phosphorylation; intracellular signal transduction. NCBI's taxonomy places the organism in Eukaryota, Metazoa, Chordata, Actinopteri, Syngnathiformes, Syngnathidae. Bases 1251 to 3665 code for a protein of 804 amino acids. The record is from RefSeq and is a predicted model, not a curated record. Gene Ontology annotation, molecular function: tau-protein kinase activity; protein serine/threonine kinase activity; ATP binding. The transcript has 21 exons. Gene Ontology annotation, cellular component: cytoplasm.
CCCUCCGGUUGUGUCUCGGUGGUGGUGCAAGCAGCCAUGUUGCCGCGAGCUUGUUCCGGUAUGAGGGCUGGCUGCUGCGUUUAGACCGCAUUCGGUCGCAGCUCGUCGCCUGGCUACCCCCGACUCGUCCCUGGAAUCGACAGUCCCAUCGAUGAUGGAUCGUACAACCUGAUUUCAAAAUCCAGGCAGUCGGCCAAGCUGCUGGUGGACCAUCGUCAUCAUCGUCGGGGACUGGGGCUUGGUAGAUAUCGGCCACACCGCAGUGCAGUGCGGUACUGGUGAACGACUUUAUUAUUCCUAUGAACGCGAGAGACGCCAGGGCGCCGCUGGCUUUGGUGGAUUUUUGGACUUUGGUGGCUCGCUUGUGUGGCACCGGGGUCUUUUCCUCCUCCUCCUCCUCCUCCUCCGCCGCCGCCUGUGGCCGCUGGAGCGCUAGCGGCUAAGCGAACUAGCCUAGUUAGCUCCGCCUUGAAGGCAAGUCGGGCUAGCUCGAUGGGCUAAAAAACCAACCCCAAAACAACAAAAAAACAUCCGAACAAAUAAUUCUCAACUGGGCCAUGUUAUGGUUUUCCACAGUGGCGCUUUUAUUCGUCGGAUACCCCACCCUGGAUAUCUCGCCGGGGACGAUUGUUUCGUGUGAGUUGGCAAGGUCGGGACAGGGACCUCGCUGGGAAUAACUUCGGCCUGAAAGUUUGUUUUCCCCGACCUGCUUUUUUUUUCUCCCCCCACACCAAGGAAGGAACUGUCUGAAAAAAACCCACAGCAAAUAAAAACACAAGCCCUGAUGACAAUCUUAGUUUUGAGGAUUGUCGUCUAUUCGCUCGGCGUUGUACUGGCUUUAGCAUGCUAGUCACCUAGUUGAAACUUGUCUUGUUAAUGCAGCCCCAUUAGCCAUUUUUGUUCUUCCUUCGUCGCCACCGACUUUUUGAAAUGGUAAAAAUCAACCCGAAGUCUCCAUUGUGACAUUCUUUAUUUUUAUUGUUGACAAACAUGGGACGUGCGGUUGACAAGCUAGCGGGCUAAGUGUGCUAGCCGCCGAUGUGGGAUCCAACUUGUUGAUUCACGGGCUAUUUGACGUGCUGCUAGCACCGGGGCUCUUUUUCUAAUUUUUAUUUUGGGGCGAGAUUUGUACCCACAUCGAGCUUAAAUGUACAAAAGCCACUGAAUAUAGUUUUUUUGGGGGGGAGGUGGGGGUCACUGCUCCUCUGAGCCUUUUUUGCAACAAACAACCCUCGUCAAGUCAAUCCAAAAUGUCAACAAGGACCCCACUGGUGCAAGUCAUUGAAAAUUCCUCUGGGCAGGACUCCAAGUCUUUGUCCAGCCGCUCCAGCAUGCCGCGAUGUCGGAACUCCAUCACGACGACCACGUCGGACGACCAGCCGCACAUCGGCAACUAUCGGUUGCUGAAAACCAUCGGCAAAGGCAACUUCGCCAAGGUCAAACUGGCUCGCCACAUCCUCACUGGAAAGGAGGUGGCUGUUAAAAUCAUUGAUAAGACACAACUCAACUCCUCCAGUUUGCAGAAGCUCUUCCGGGAGGUGAGGAUCAUGAAGAUGUUGAACCACCCCAACAUCGUUAAGCUCUUUGAGGUGAUUGAGACCGAAAAGACUUUGUACUUGGUAAUGGAGUACGCGAGUGGAGGCGAGGUGUUUGAUUACUUGGUGGCUCAUGGCAGGAUGAAGGAGAAAGAAGCCCGUGCCAAAUUCCGACAGAUUGUGUCAGCAGUGCAGUAUUGCCAUCAGAAGUGUAUAGUACACAGAGACCUCAAGGCCGAGAACCUCCUCCUGGACGCAGACAUGAACAUCAAGAUAGCGGACUUUGGCUUUAGCAACGAGUUCACGCUGGGGAACAAGCUGGACACGUUCUGCGGUUCCCCGCCGUACGCCGCGCCUGAGCUGUUCCAGGGCAAGAAGUACGACGGGCCCGAGGUGGACGUGUGGAGCCUGGGAGUGAUCCUCUACACGCUCGUCAGCGGCUCCCUGCCUUUCGAUGGACAGAAUCUCAAGGAGCUUAGAGAGCGCGUUCUGCGUGGCAAAUACAGGAUUCCGUUCUACAUGUCCACCGAUUGUGAGAACUUGCUGAAGAAGUUCCUCAUCCUCAACCCCUCCAAAAGAGGCAGCCUUGAGCAGCAGAUAAUGAGGGACCGAUGGAUGAAUGUAGGACACGAGGAAGAGGAACUCAAACCCUACAUUGAACCCCAACCAGAUUAUAAGGACCCCAGGAGGACAGACAUUAUGCUGCAGAUGGGAUUCUCUCAGGAGGAGAUCCAGGACUCACUGGUGAAUCAGAAGUACAAUGACGUGAUGGCUACCUACCUGCUACUGGACUAUAGGAACUCUGAGCUGGAUGAGGGUGGUAUCAAGCCCCGGCCCGGAAGUGAUGUAAGCAACAUAAAUGCCCCCUCCCCGCCACACAAGGUACAGCGCAGCGUGUCGUCCAAUCAGAAGCCUCAAAACCGCAGAGCUACUGACCAGGGCUCCUCCUACUCAAAGAGAGGGGGGCAAGCAGACAACCGGACCGCUGGAGAGGAUUCUGGAAGGAAAGGCUUGUCAGGUAGCUCCACUACCAAGGUGGCCGCCAGCCCCUUGGCCUCCUCUGACCGCAAGAAGAGCGCCACGCCCUCCACCAAUAGCAUCCUGUCAACUGGCACUGGUCGCAGUCGGAAUUCUCCUCUGACUGAGAGAGCCACGCUGGGUCAGGGCAUCCAGAAUGGCAAGGACAGCUUAAACACUCCGGGUUCCCGCGCCUCCACUGCCUCAGCCGCCGCCGUCCUCUCCUCCUCCUCCUCCUCCUCCUCGCGUCCCCGCCACCACAAGUCCUUGUCCUCCUCCAAUCAUCCAUGCCCCUCUGACCUGCAUGCAUCACGACCCAGCGCCCCACCUCAGCGGGCGCCCGGCGCCUCACCGUCGGCCCACAACAUCAGCAGCGCCGCGGUGACGGACCGCACCAACUUUUCCCGAGGGGUGGGCAUCCGCAGCACGUUCCACGCGGGCCAGCAACGGGGGGCCCGGGACCAGCAGGGCUCGGCCUACCCCGGGGGGCCCGCGUCCCCGUCGCUGUCGCACGGCAACAGCCAGGCCCGAAGGACGCACGGCGCCACCGGGAUUUUCAGCAAGUUCACGUCAAAGUUUGUACGCAGAAAUCUCUCGUUCAGGUUUCCAAGAAGGAGUCCGUAUGAGGGAGAGGGUCGGGAAGAGGGCAGCAGGUCCAUGCUGAGCAGCACCGUGGACAAGUCCGAGAAGACGUCCGGCGGCGUUCUCUCCUCCUCUUCCAACAAUGACGAGAACAAUUCCUCACCAGGAUCCGGGAACACUGGCGGCACGGGCACGCCUCCCGCCAUCGCCGGCCAGAAGGACUCGGCCAAGCCGCGCUCGCUGCGCUUCACCUGGUCCAUGAAGACCACGUCGUCCAUGGAGCCCACGGAGAUGAUGCGCGAGAUCCGCAAGGUGCUCGACUCCAACAGCUGCGAGUACGAGCUGCGCGAGCGCUACAUGCUGCUGUGCGUGUCGGGCAACCCGGCGCGCGACGACUUCGUCCAGUGGGAGAUGGAAGUGUGCAAGCUGCCGCGGCUCUCCCUCAACGGCGUGCGCUUCAAGCGGAUCUCGGGCACGUCCAUCGCCUUCAAGAACAUUGCGUCGAAGAUCGCCAACGAGCUCAAGCUGUGAGCGGCGAGGAGAGCGGAGAUCGAAGGGCGGAUGCAGGAGGAGGUUUUGAGCAGGCUGGGGUCCAUUUUACAUAACAGCAGUGGUUUGCAGCAGGGCUAUCCGUUCUCACCUUACUGUCUCGAGGUUUUGGUUCCAAGGCAGUCGGUUCUUCUUUGUUUUUGUUGAGUUUUUUUUUUUUCGUCCCCCGUCAUCACUCUUCUGCAUGUCGGGUCUGCUCCUGAGCACUCCUCUCACUUCCUUACUAUUUAUUCUGCGCACAGCCCCUUUUUUAGUAGAACGGUUCUGGCCGGGGAUCUCGGUGCGGCACAUUCUCUAUGAAGGAUCAGCUGAAACUUUGUGACGGAAUGCGGAGCCUUGGCGUUUCCCCCCCGAAGUGUUCAUAUUCUCCUGUUGGACUCCCAACUGAGCCAGGACUGUUGGCUCUCAUGUCCACACAUACGCACGCACGCACGCCCACACAAGAUGGUUUUGGAUGGCUUCUUCAUGCCCCUGCCCGAACGAGACCUUCCUCCUCCCAAACCUUCCGCACCCUACAUCCAUUUCCCCCUUUCCUCCCCGCCUCUUUGAUUUCUGUCAGGUCAGCCCAGGCCAUUUAGACAUGACGUUAAUACCCAAAACAAAAUGUGUAUUCUCCUUCUUUUAUGGCUUUUUUUUUUUUUUUCUCAACACAGUUGUGCACUGGAAAAGAGAGGUAUAUGUCUAACCCACCUUCCCCCCGCAAUUGAUUCCCCCACCACCACAAACACACUUUACCGCCUCAUUUGACUGGUCCCAAAGAGUGAAAUGCACAACCAGCGCAUACGUGUCGGAAAGAUCUCCAAAAACGACGGCAAAUGGUGCAUUACUCUCUCAUACUUUUGAUUUGAUAAUAUAUUUUGGUGUUGUUAUACUAAUUUGGGAUUUGUAAAAUGUGUGCAGUUUUUCUGUUUGUUUUUCUUUCGGUGGGGUCGUGUCCAGUUCAUAUCAUUGCUGCCUUUUUUGUUUGUUUUGUUUUUCUGUUGGUGUCGUGCACCUUUUGGACACAUUUAUCAUCCAGGUUCAGCACCAAACCCCCAAAUUGAGGAUUUCUCAAAUGUAUGGUAUUAAUGGUGGUGAUGACCACACCUUUUUGUUUUUUGCUUUUUUUUUUUAUUUUAUUUUUUUUAAUUAUUAUUUUUUAAAUCCCCCCCCUUUUUUUAUUCUAACAGCCACAACGCAGAGGGAAAUGUUCCAAUGCCCCAACCUGCAUCAAUUUCUUUGUCCAUGCUCGCCUCCAGUUUGUUGAAGCAGCAUAAGCACACACACACACACACACGCACGCGCACACACACACGGGAUGGAAACGGGAUGUGGUGGGACAAGGAUUGGUCACAUUCUAACAUGAUGACACUGUCCUUUAUUUUAUUUCCUUUAAAGUCAGUUUUUCUUUCAAACUUGAUCAUUUGUAUUAAGGUGCUGGGUAUCGUAUUCUAAUGAUUAUUCUGGCUGUUGCUGUUAUAUUAUCUCUUUCAGGGUUUUUUGAUUUUAUCUCGCAUUAUUUUUUUGUUUUAACAUUGCUGUAAUUUACGUUGAUUUUUAAAUGUU